Vicugna pacos (alpaca) is the source of this 2217-nucleotide messenger RNA. It is a transcript of the gene WIF1, whose product is annotated as WNT inhibitory factor 1. Gene Ontology annotation, biological process: anatomical structure development. Gene Ontology annotation, molecular function: signaling receptor binding. Lineage: Eukaryota; Metazoa; Chordata; Mammalia; Artiodactyla; Camelidae. Gene Ontology annotation, cellular component: extracellular region; cell surface. The record is from RefSeq and is a predicted model, not a curated record.
AGUCACUUCGCUCGCACCGCACUUGCGCCUGCCCUUCCCGCGCUUCCUCUCCGGCGGUAUUUAACCCUCUGACUGUUGGCCUCGCUCUUCCGGCUGGCAUCUCCGGCUUUGCCAGUCCUGCGUCUCUGCUGUCCCCUCUCCCUCCUGCGCCCACUCCUCUUUCUCCGCUCUCGCCCGCUCUUCCCCUCACUCCUCCACCUCCCACUCUCCCAGGCUCAGUCGCACCCGGGCCAGGAGGCUACACGCCCAGCCGUCUACGCGGAAAUAGCUCCGGCUAGGGGAGAACUUAACGGCUGCAGGUUGCGUAGGUGCGGCAGGAGUUUCAGCGGGCAGAGCCACCAGCCAGGAGGUCCCCAGUGGCAUGGCCAGGAAAAGCGCCUUCCCUGCCGUCGUGCUCCGACUCUGGAGCAUCCUCCCGUGCCUGCUGGUGCUACGGGCGGAGGUCGGGCAGCCACCAGAGGAAAGCCUGUACCUGUGGAUCGAUGCUCACCAGGCGAGAGUGCUCAUAGGAUUUGAAGAAGAUAUCUUAAUUGUUUCAGAGGGGAAAAUGGCCCCUUUUACACAUGACUUCAGAAAAGCACAACAGAGAAUGCCAGCGAUUCCUGUCAACAUCCAUUCGAUGAAUUUCACCUGGCAAGCUGCAGGGCCGGCAGAAUACUUCUAUGAAUUCCUCUCCUUGCGCUCCCUGGAUAAAGGCAUCAUGGCAGACCCAACUGUCAACGUCCCUCUGCUGGGAACAGUGCCUCACAAGGCAUCAGUUGUUCAAGUCGGGUUCCCAUGUCUUGGCAAACAAGAUGGAGUGGCAGCGUUCGAAGUGAAUGUGAUUGUAAUGAAUUCUGAAGGCAACACCAUCCUGCAGACGCCUCAGAAUGCCAUCUUCUUUAAAACCUGUCAACAAGCUGAGUGCCCAGGAGGGUGCCGACAUGGAGGCUUUUGUAAUGAAAGGCGAGUCUGCGAGUGUCCCGACGGGCUCUACGGACCUCACUGCGAGAAAGCCCUCUGCACACCACGAUGCAUGAAUGGCGGGCUUUGUGUUACUCCUGGUUUCUGCAUCUGCCCACCUGGAUUCUAUGGCGUCAACUGUGAUAAAGCAAACUGCUCGACCACAUGCUUCAAUGGAGGGACCUGUUUCUACCCUGGAAAGUGUAUCUGCCCUCCAGGACUAGAGGGAGAACAGUGUGAAAUAAGCAAAUGCCCACAGCCCUGUCGAAAUGGAGGUAAAUGCAUCGGGAAAAGCAAAUGCAAGUGUUCCAAAGGUUACCAAGGAGACCUCUGUUCAAAGCCUGUCUGCGAGCCUGGCUGUGGGACCCAUGGAACCUGCCAUGAACCCAACAAAUGCCAGUGUCAAGAAGGCUGGCAUGGAAGACACUGCAAUAAAAGGUACGGAGCCAGCCUCAUGCAUGCCCUGAGGCCAGCAGGCGCCCGGCUUCAGCAGCACACGACUUCACUUAAAAAGGCCGAGGAGCCGCGGGACCCACCUGAAUCCAAUUACAUCUGGUGAACUCCGACAUCUGAAACGUUUUAAGUUACACCAAGUUCAUAGCCUUUGUUAACCUUUCAUGUGUUGAAUGUUCAAAUAAUGUUCAUUACAGUUAAGAAUACUGGCCUGAAUUUUAUUAGCUUCAUUAUAAAUCACUGAGCUGAUAUUUACUCUUCCUUUUAAGUUUUCUAAGUACGUCCGUAGCAUGAUGGUAUAGAUUUUCUUGUUUCAGUGCUUUGGGACCAAUUUUGUCAGUUGAUCAGGUUAAAUUUUUGUCUUUUCUGUGUGUCAUUGGCAGAUGAUUUCCAAAAGUACAAUGCAUUCAUGGUGUCGAGGGGCUGGGCAACAUUAGGAAAGAUAAAUGGAACAAAAAUGCAUAAAGCACAAGGGUUUGGAUGAAGCAGUUAAAACUGCUGAAGUUACAGCGUUUCAGAUUGUACCGUCAUGUAUUUAGACAUCUGUCACAUUUUUAAAAUUCUCCAUAUUUUUAAACUCACAAUAUAUUUUGACCUUACCAUGAUUCCAGAGAAUUCAGUAUUAAAAAAAAAGAAAAAUAACACUGUGGUAGUGGCAUUUAACAAUAUAAUAUAUUGUAAACACAAUAAAGUACAGAAUAUAAUGUAUGAACUUUUGGCAUUGGCUUGAAGCAAUAUAAUAUAUUGUAAACAAAACACAGCUCUUACAUAAACAUUUUAUACUGUUUGUAUGUAUAAAAUAAAGGUGCUGCUUUAGUUUUC